This is a messenger RNA of Triplophysa dalaica, 2422 nucleotides long. It is a transcript of the gene got2a, whose product is annotated as glutamic-oxaloacetic transaminase 2a, mitochondrial. Gene Ontology annotation, molecular function: L-aspartate:2-oxoglutarate transaminase activity; pyridoxal phosphate binding. Gene Ontology annotation, cellular component: mitochondrion. Gene Ontology annotation, biological process: L-aspartate catabolic process; biosynthetic process. The transcript is spliced from 10 exons. The coding region runs from base 78 to 1364 and encodes 428 amino acids. The record is from RefSeq and is a predicted model, not a curated record. Lineage: Eukaryota; Metazoa; Chordata; Actinopteri; Cypriniformes; Nemacheilidae.
CGCUAUAAACCAUUAACUCCACAGCACAUACAAAUUCAAGUAACCAGUCAGUGUUGUGUUUCUCUUUCCUUCGAGCAAUGGCCAUGCUGACGUGCAGCAAGAUUUUGACUAGUAUCGGUGCUCAGGCCCCUGCUUUAGGAGCCCUGCAGCUCCGUGCGAGUUCAUGGUGGUCGGAGGUACAGAUGGGACCCCCUGAUCCCAUUCUGGGGGUCACUGAGGCUUUCAAACGUGACACCAACCCCAAGAAGAUGAACCUUGGAGUAGGAGCCUAUCGAGAUGAUCAGGGCAAGCCUUAUGUCCUCAGCUGUGUCCGCAAGGCUGAGGCCCAGAUUGCAGCUAAGAAGUUGGAUAAAGAGUACCUUCCUAUUGGAGGUUUGGCAGACUUUUCGAAGGCCUGCGCUCAGCUGGCUCUUGGAUCUGAUAAUGAGGUCCUAAAGAGUGGAAGAAGCAUUACUGUCCAGACUAUCUCGGGAACCGGAUCUCUGCGUGUCGGGGCUAACUUUGUGUCUCGAUUUCACAACGCGGCCCUGGAUGUGUAUCUCCCAAAACCCUCCUGGGGAAACCACACGCCUAUCUUCCGGGAUGCAGGCAUACAGUUAAAGGCUUACACGUACUAUGACCCAAAAACCUGUGGCUUUGACUUCAAAGGAGCCUUGGAUGAUAUUUCAAAAAUCCCUGAGAAGAGUUUGAUUCUCCUGCACGCUUGCGCUCAUAAUCCCACAGGAGUGGAUCCGAAGCCCGAGCAGUGGAAAGAGAUGGCUGCUUUGAUCAAGAAAAGAAAUCUCCUGGUGUUUUUUGACAUGGCGUACCAGGGAUUUGCCAGCGGGGACAUUGAUCGUGAUGCCUGGGCUGUGCGUUAUUUCAUUGAACAAGGCCAUAACAUUAUUCUUUCUCAGUCUUUUGCUAAGAACAUGGGCCUGUAUGGUGAACGUGUAGGGGGGUUCACAGUGGUUUGUAAAGAUGCUGAAGAGGCCAACCGCGUGGAAUCGCAGCUGAAGAUUCUUAUACGACCCAUCUACUCCAACCCACCCAUGAAUGGAGCGCGCAUUGCCUCCACAAUUCUGAACACGCCUGAGCUGUACAAAGAAUGGCUUGAGGAGGUGAAAGGGAUGGCGAGCCGCAUCAUAAGGAUGAGAGAGAUGCUUGUGUCUAACCUUAAGAAUGAGGGGUCCACUCACAACUGGCAGCAUGUCAUUGAUCAGAUUGGCAUGUUUUGCUUCACAGGACUAAAACCGGAACAGGUGGAGCGUCUGAAUAAAGAAUUUUCUAUAUACAUGACGAAAGAUGGCCGUAUCUCUGUGGCUGGUGUGACCUCUGGAAAUGUGGGAUAUCUUGCCCAUUCCAUCCACGCUGUCACAAAGUAAUACCAGCACCUGAGGCUGUAGUGCCAGCAGACAGAGGGUUCAUUAGAAAUGCAUGAGCAAAAAGUAAUUUAUAUGAUUUAAUGUCCUCUGCUGCAUAUACUUUAGGACCAGAUGUGAAAUAGAGCUCAUGUAUACUGUUCACUUGAUUUGGCAUUAGUAAUGUUAAGUAAGACAGUCAAUGUGAGCCCCUUGAUGAACUAAAGCAAGAUUCUUGUUUUUAAAUUCCUUUCAAAAUGGAUAUUUAAAGAAUAUUGCUUACCACUCAUUUCAAAUAACGUAAAACUGAUAAAUGGUUUUAUAUGCUGAUAUCUCAGCUAACCUUAAUAAAUACAUGUUUUUGCACUUCAAGAAAAAUAACUUUGUAAACCAGACUAUUCAAACCUAACUUUGAAAAAUAACUUUGUAAACCAGACUAUUCAAACCAGUGUCACAUAAAUAAUGGAAGCACACUUUAGUAUUGUGCUCUAAUUUUGUCCUGGCUUAUGAAAUUAAACUAUAUUUAUAAGAUCAAAAAUUGUCAAUGAUUAUCUAUGGACAAAUUCCGAUUCGUUUUAGAAUUAAAAUCCCCUUUGACAAAAACUGUAAGUGAUAUUACAGUGAUAAAUAAUGCUUUAUGGAAAGCUUUUCAUGUUCAGUCGUAUGGGUGUUGAUGCAUCCCAAAAAUCUAUUGUCUGCUUAACUGGCCUACCUAAGGUUGUCAUCAACUUAUUAUUGGGUAUUAAUUCUGCUAAAACAGGUUUUGAUCAAGUUUCUCUUCUAGUUCACUGUUUGUUGUAAUUGAGUCUCAUUUAGCCUAAAACAAUGAUUUUGAAAAGCAGUUUGAAUAUAGAUAUAUUUGCAUUUUAUUCCUAAAGUAAAUAGGUUAUUACAUUUUUACCAGGACAAAUGUCAUCGGUAUCACUUUAUUUUACGAUGCCCUUGUUACAUAUAGUAAGUACAUGUAGUUAAUUUUUAUUAAUCAGUACUUGAAUGUAUAAUAACACAGCACUUUACAAUAACCUUGUCAUCUGUUUAAAAAGGAAAUCUUGCAUUUCAACAAUAAACCAACAAAGAUGUUU